AUGGCAAAGUUUAAACAUAUAUCAAUCGCUUUAGCUGCAUUUAAAUUGGUACCACCAAUCUUAUCAUUCGUUAAAACUAAAUUCUAAUAAUAUUAAGAUUCAGAAAAAGCAAAAUAAUUUUAUUAAUCUGAUGAUUUAGAAUAAUCUACAGUGUUCUAGGGUGAUAAAGAAUUAGAAAUGAAUAAACAAUUCGUUUUUUAAAAAAUGUAUACUAGUUUAUAAGUUUUAGGGAAGAAAUUUAGAAAUAAAUAAUAAACUUUCUCGAUAAAUAUAAUUUUUAGAAACUAUAUGAUACGAACAAGAUAAAGCAACAUUUUUAUAAUGAAAAGAUGAAUUACUGUAUGAUUAAUUUGUAAGAAAUCGUAAAGGAUGAAUUUUAGAUAUUCACCACCUAAUUAGGAACAACAAAUGAAAUUAUAUGGCUUAAUUAAGCCAUUACUAAAGUGUACUACUUAUUGAUUAUAUACUAUUAAGGGAAAUUUAAAUAGAUAAAUAAAGAAGAUGAAUUUCUAUUAUACUUUGAUGAAAUUCUUGAAUUCAUAUAAUUUAAUAUAUUAAAAAGAGCAAAAUAAUGCUUUUCUUAAACCUAUGAUAAAUUGGAAAAACUUCUUAAAUGCCAUUGUGAAGUCAGUAUUAAAAUGAAUAACUAACUGGAUAAUUUGAAAUCAUAAUUUCAAAUGAAUUACAAAGUUAAGCAUUAUUAACAGAGAAUAUCAGAAAUAUAUAAUAAUAUUAUUGAGAAUUAUAAUGAGGAAACAUUGGAGGAAGUAAAAGUUAAAUAUCUUAUUGAAGAAAGCUUAGAAGCUCGUAAUAAAUUUAAGAUUUCUGAAGUUCUAUUAAAUGAGGGUCACAAAAUUAUAAGGAAGAGAAUAAAAUAUGAAAUCUUAAAUAGUCUUCAAAAUUACAAAGAAAGAGAUUUUAGCAUUUUAAUGACAAAGGUGAGAAAUAUAAUUAUAAAAUAAAUUCAUGAGGACAACUUUGUGGGUGGAAUUGCAGAUCAAGAAAUCAAUCAAAAUCUUUAACUCAUUCUCGUUUAAUAGUUUUGGUGUCUUAUAAAAAAUAAUAAUCCUACUAUUGAGUUCUUAUUCAAAGAACUAGGAAAGUAAUCUGACAUUAAGGAUAAAUUUUCGUAGAUUUCUUUAGAAGAUCUUGAUGGGACUUAGUCUCAAGACUUAAAAGAAUAAUACAUCAUUCUCCGGAAAGCAGUUGAAAAAGCACAAAUAUGGUAUGAGUAGAAUGUUGAUGAGGAUACUAAUUUAUUAGUUAUAUGUUAGAUCUACAUGAUAUUGGCCAACUUUAAAUUCAAAAACUAGAAGGUAUAUUUUGGAGAAUAUGAUUCAGAAGCUAGAAACACACUAUUUAUUAUUGUUGAAAAUCUGAAGGACUUGGAGUAUGGUUAUUUUAAUCAUGAGAUAUUGAAAUUGUGUGAAAGUUUUACUCAUAAACUGUAAACAAGAUUUUUUGAAGAUAUAGAUUAGAAAAUUUAGAAGGAGAAAUAAAAUGGAUUAAAUAGUGGGGAGUUGUUUAAACAAAGAAGUGAAAUCCUUAUUCACGACAAAUCCUACCAUUUCCUACUGUAGGAUACAUCGGUUAGUUUAUUAAAAAGUCCUACUGCUAUCGGAAGAGAGUAUCAUUAAUAAAAUCAAUUAUUUGAAUGUAUUUUGAAAUCAAAAUAACCGAAUUCUGAAUACCUUGAAAACUAAAUUAAGUUAAUUAAAAGGGAGUUCAAAAUAAUUGAGGUUCGGGUACACGAUUAAUAGAUUAUGGGGAAUUAUAAAUUUGUUCAACCUUUGUAAUAACCAAAAUUAUUUUAUUUUACACCACUCUCUACUGAUGAAAAUAAUUCAAAUGUUAUUACUUUGCUGAUCUCUGGGUUUCUUAGUAAGAAUACUGAUAAAUAGGAUUUAGGAAAGCAUUUAUUAAAGAAAUUGUCUGGCACAGUUCUUGCAAUGAAUUGGGAAACAAAAGAGAUAACCGACUUUUUGAAAGAAAUACCAAAUUGGAUUUUUGAAUACGAUAAAGCAGAAAUUCUUGAUCGUAGUUUAUAAAAAAAUCAGUUUAUUCAAGCAAAUCAAGAAGCAAUAAUGAUCGGUAGAUGUUUGGCUCAUUUUUUGGAUGGAGGAAAUCUAUUUGGAAAUAGAUAAAUAAACAUAAUAUGUCAUUCUUUAGGUACUUAAAUAUUACUUGAUUGUGUGCAUGAAUUGGACAGAUUUUCUUAGAAGAAAUGCAUCAACGAUAUAGUACUAUUUGGUGGAGUUGCUGAUGUAAACGAAUUAGCAAAAAGAAGAUGGAAUUCAGUUUCAGGUUCUAUACAUAAUAUGUAUAUUAAAGAUGAUACAAUUCUUUAAUAUCUCUAUAGGGUUAACUAUUUAUUCAAGAAGCCUUGUGGUAAGCAAUAUUUCUAAUUUAGGUUAUAAGCCAGUAAAAUUUGCAUAUAAAAAAAUUUAUAACUAUGAUCUAUCAGAAAUGAUUGAUGGACACUCAGGUUAUUGGGAAAAAUUAGAUAUAAUGAUGAACAUUUGUGAUUUGAAUAGUGAUUACAAGGUUUUGGUAAAAGAUGUUAAAAAAAAAUUCUGA
This is a messenger RNA of Paramecium octaurelia, 2577 nucleotides long. The record is from the annotation of a GenBank genome assembly. Lineage: Eukaryota; Ciliophora; Oligohymenophorea; Peniculida; Parameciidae.